Messenger RNA from Dreissena polymorpha, 4128 nucleotides. RefSeq lists its product as uncharacterized. The transcript has 2 exons. Bases 16 to 2136 code for a protein of 706 amino acids. The record is from RefSeq and is a predicted model, not a curated record. Lineage: Eukaryota; Metazoa; Mollusca; Bivalvia; Myida; Dreissenidae.
UGAAUAGUAAUUGAAAUGAGUAGACUCCGCGAGGCCCAGGAAAAGGUAAAGGCCGAGCUGGCCGCCCAGAUAUCCAACUUGGAGGCGGAGAUCACGGCUUGCUGGGUGGAGCUCCAUGUAAGGUGGCUGGAAGAAGCCGUCCGUGCGCUGCAGACAGUGCACGACGUCGUCGGUGACAUUGGGGUGUGCACCGACGAGAGCACUGAAGGAGAAAACGAUGAGACUGAAGGCGCCGAUGAUGCGGUUCCGUUGCAGCUACCUACAUUUCGCGAAGUUGUCCGUCACAUUGGGGUGUGCACCGACAUGAGCACUGUAAGGGGCAACGGUGAGACUGGCGGCGUCGGCGAUGGUGAAGACGUGUUAACCGAAGGCGUCGAUGAUGCGGUUCCGUUGCAGCUACCUACAUUUCGCGAAGUUGUCCGUCACAUUGGGGUGUGCACCGACAUGAGCACUGUAAGGGGCAACGGUGAGACUGGCGUCGUCGGCGAUGAUGAAGACGUGUUAACCGAAGGCGUCGAAUACGCGGUUCCGUUAGUGCUACCUACAGUUCGCGAAGAUGUCCGUCACAUUGGGGUGUGCACCGACAUGAGCACUGUAAGGGGCAACGGUGAGACCGGCGGCUUCGAUAAUGCGGUUCCGUUGGCGCUACCUACAGAAGAUGUCCGUCACAUUGGGGUGUGCACCGACAUGAGCACUGUAAAGGGCAACGGUGAGACUGGCGGCGUCGGUUAUGCAGUUCCGUUGGCACCGCCAACAGUGCGCGAAGUCGUCCGUGACAUUGGGGUGUGCACCGACGUAAGCACUGGAGGGGGCAAUGGUGAGACUGAGGACGUCAGUGACGAAGCAGCAGCAGCCAAGGGAGACAACAGUGGCAAGCCGGAUCCUGACCAGCAGGGAUUGUCCAGUUUUGAGAGCACAGAAGAGUCGUCUAGCUACGGGAACUCCGUCGGCAUAGUCCUAACGGGGUUGCCCAAGAGACCUGCCGGCAUAGUCCCGCAGGAGUUGUCCAGUUUUCAGAGAACGUCAGAAGAAUCGUCUAGCUACGGGAACUCUGCCGGCAUAGUCCCGCAGGAGUUGUCCAGUUUUCAGAGUACGUCAGAAGAAUCGUCUAGCUACGGGAACUCUGUCGGCAUAGUCCUUACAGAGUUGCCCAAGAGACCUGUCGGCAUAGUCCCGCAGGAGUUGUCCAGUUUUCGGAAUACGUCAGAAGAAUCGUCUAGCUACGGGAACUCUGUCGGCAUAGUCCUUACAGAGUUGCCCAAGAGACCUGCCGGCAUAGUCCCGCAGGAGUUGUCCAGUUUUCAGAGAACGUCAGAAGAAUCGUCUAGCUACGGGAACUCUGCCGGCAUAGUCCCGCAGGAGUUGUCCAGUUUUCAGAGUACGUCAGAAGAAUCGUCUAGCUACGGGAACUCUGUCGGCAUAGUCCUUACAGAGUUGCCCAAGAGACCUGUCGGCAUAGUCCCGCAGGAGUUGUCCAGUUUUCGGAAUACGUCAGAAGAAUCGUCUAGCUACGGGAACUCUGUCGGCAUAGUCCUUACAGAGUUGCCCAAGAGACCUGCCGGCAUAGUCCCGCAGGAGUUGUCCAGUUUUCAGAGAACGUCAAAAGAAUCGUCUAGCUACGGGAACCCUGUCGGCACAGUCCUUACAGGGUUGCCCAAGAGACCUGUCGGCAUAAACCCACAGGGACCUUCCAGAUUCGUAGAGUCGUCGAGCCAUGGGAAUCCUGUUGGCAUAGUCCAACAUGGAUUGCCCAACUUUCCCACUUCCAUAGCCCAUCAGGGAUCUUCCAGGUUUGAAUCGUCCGGCUAUGGGAAUCCUGCUGGCAUUGCACCUAGGCCGAGCAGGGAUUGCCCAGUUAUGGGAGUAAAUCGAAGUGAGUCGUCCAGUCGCCGGUUUCCCUCUGGUAACACCCAGAGGAACCAGUUUAGUCACGGCGACCCCUCGGUAAACCGCCAGAGCAGUGCGUGCGGUUACGGAGUCGUCGCGAGUGUACGCCAGAAGAUCUCGGAGGAUGGAUCUCGGGGACCUUUCAGGCGUGGCUCUGAAGGGUGGCGACCCUCAAGUUGUCGCCGUUGGGAGCGGUCCCAGCGGUGGAAAUUAAGUAAGUGUGUAAGCGAGCGUGGGGGCCUGAAGUAAUUAUCUAUUUAAAGGGUGGGGGUGGGUACCUUUAAUAGUCUUCUCUCUCUGUUUUUCUUGUUUUAUUUUAGUUGUGUUUUGCUCCACUUAGUGUCAGUGAAGUGUAGAUUCCAUUAGCCCUUUAUUGGCCUCGCCCACCAGUCCAUUACUCUUUUGGUUCUUUUUAUUUGUGUACGGUCUCCUGUGAGUAGAACUCACUGGUAGGUUCUUUUCAUUUUUCUUGUUUAAUAUACCUUCUUUUUUUUUUAUAUAAUUCAGAUAUUUUCUGUAAUGCAAAAUUUGGCUGGUAGGAUGUAGGUGCACGUUGGCCACUGUAGGGCGGUGGUUGUAGAACUGACACUCAUACCUCGGCUUCCCCUCUUUGUGUACAUCAUUCGUGUACUUUUAUCAUUUUUUCUUGUCUAAUUGUUUAGUAUAUCUAUUUAUUCAUGUUUCCCUGAUUGGGAGUGGAUAUGCUGAAGUUGGUAUUGCCACCCGGAAAUAAAUAGAGAAUAAAUAAAGAUCAUUAUAAUUUUGUUAUUAGAUAUUAAAAAAUACAUUAUUUAUAUAUUAACAUUUAUAUUAUUUCUCUUUUCGUGCCUGGACCGAGGGUGUGUUUUCACCCAAGUGUAACACGCUUAAGGUCGUAAAUAGGUACGCGUAGCCUCGCUAAAUACUGGCGGGUAGUUGGCGGCAGGGCGAGAGAUUCAGGCAGUAAUAAGUUGCAUCUAGUGUAGUCUAACGGUGAGCUCUUUCAGCCCACUAUCAUUGGUAGUUCUCUGAAAAUCCGGACUUGUGAGCAUGUCAGUGCCGUGGGAAACUGUUGCAUACCACUCCCUGUGGUGUUAUUGUUAUUUUAAUAUUAGUAAUAAUUCUUGUUAUUUACAGCCACCGCCAUGGCGAUCAACAUAGUUGUGCGUAACCCUGCACCCCCCAGUCUCCAGUAUAUUAUGUCAGUGUUUCUUUUCUGUAGCGUGUUUUGCUGUCUAUCCAGGCCGCUGUAAUGGCUAAUUUCAAUGCUGUAGCUGUUUGCAGCCGAAGGCUGUUAAUUGCUCCACUUUGUAGAUGAACUGGCAGGGCGAGCCCAUUUAUCCCAGAGUCCCUUCUUUCUUGUUUUUGUAAUAUUCCUGAUUUCGUCUAUGCACGAGUCGCCCACUGCAGUACACUAUAAAUCAAAAUAACACUGUUUGCAUAAGUACUUUAGAUAUUCUUGUCCGGGAACAUAAUAAUAAUAUUAGAUGUUAAUAUGUCUAUAACAAAAUCACAAUAAUCUGUAUGCAUGCAUAUUUAAAUAUUCUUGGUGGUCGUACGAAAACCGGCCAAUGGGUUAAAAUUAGUUGUGGUCUAUCUAGGGUUGAGGCCCCCAUUCUGCGCACGUUGUGGCGUGCUUGUAGUUUUGAAACAAUUAGGUUGUCCCGACUUUGGGGAGUCUGGGCACUGUCAUAGUUCCGCUAAGUCGCUGCGUCUAGGCGUACAUCGCGUGGCAAAGGCGCCCUCCUUGCUUACGAAAGGGGCAUUGGGGUCCGAGAGAUAGUCAAUAUACUUCCUUGGAGUGCAUGGGACGGCUUGGGCGCAGUGGCUUUAGAGUACGUGGCAUGGCGAAGGCGCCCUCCUUGCUUACGAAAGGGGCAUUGGGGUCCGAGAGAUAGUCAAUAUACUUGCUCGGGUGCGACGGGACGUCUGUGGCGGACUGACUAUGACAUUCGGUGGGACGAUUCCUUUGUGAGUAUGGGGUCGUCCCAAAAAGAGAAAAGUGAGGGGAGUGUAGUGCCAGUGCCACGCCCCCCUGCAGAGUGGUACCCGGCUUGCGUCGCUCAUGUGACGGGACCAUGCUGCAUGAUGUGGAGCCAAUGGGAUGGACGCAGAUGCCUGAUGGGAUGACCAUGCUCUCUGGCUACCGUGUCCGCGGACGUGUGCAGACGUGUUCCCUGAGGUGAGUAUUACCAGGAGGAUAGAUGCCCUGAUGUAAGCAUUUCCAGGAGGAUAAGUGUAUUAGCCUGUGACGUAAGUAUU